UAUUUCUUCUAUUUAUACACGAAAACCUUUAUUUUUUUAAUUUAUAAGCUUAAAGGGUGAUUGGACAAUUCAUACGGCUAUACAGAUAGGCGAGAAUCGCGGAAGCUUUAUUGGGGGAUGUACACGGCUGUAUCUCAAAUUCACAAGGCAAUUGAAGGGUUGUUUGACCAAGAAGGUUUGAAUUGGGGCCAUUUACAUGUAUAACAAUUACAACUUUUAACCUAGCCGCAUUCCAAUUUGAAUUCACGGCAUCUGUUUAUUUUUUGAGAGAGAGUGAGAGAGAGAGGCAGCCGAGAAAGAGAGAUAGAGGAGAAAGAGCAUCUGGUCCAUUUUUGAGAGAGAGGAGAGCAUUCACGUCUUGCAUACACCGAAGGAGGGCUUGCACGAUUUUUUCAACUUGAAGGCAUAUACCAUGGCUUCUUCUUCAAACGAAAUGGGUUAUCGGAGGCCCGAAACAAUAAAUCGCCCCGGGACGCAGAUCAGUUCUUACUACAAGACCAGUUAUUUGUCCCUUGUACCCGAGCAACUGAGGGAAAUUGGGGGCGACGCACUGGAGACCACGUUCAGGCAGGGUUGCUUUGGACAUUUGUUGGAUUGGGAUCCGGGCAACAGGUGCAACAUGGCAUUGCACCAUAUUGUCUCUCGUUCUUUGCUGGAUUGUGACGAUGUGAUGUGGUUCUACAUCAACGGCAGGAAGGUUUGCCUUGAUCACGCCGCAUUCGCUCUUGUGACCGGAUUGCCAUUUGGGCCACAUCGUUUCGAUCCAACAGCAACCCACAAUUUGAAGAAUUGUGUAGCCUACACACGAGUUUGUGGCGGGCAGCGCUUGUCAGUUCAGGAGUUGGCAAACAUUUUUUUCGAGAGGUGGACGGAGAUUGUCGACCCCGACGGCUCGAUAGCACUGCGUGUGGCCCACCUGUUGGUGCUACACGCAUUUGUUUUGGGCGUGGAUUUGCCACGACCCGUGGAGAUCUGGACGUGGGCUUUGGUGGAGGACUUGUCGGAGUUCUCCACAUUUCCUUGGGGUGCAGCGGCAUAUAAUCGCUUGAACUACAGGAUGAGGAAGAUGUCGAAAGAAUGGAAGUACCACUUCUAUGGGCCUUCUUGGGCUCUAUAUACUUGGGGUCUUGAGGUUGUUCCCGGCUUGGGCAGAGCCGUCGCUAUACAUAAUGCCGGGAUAUUACCUAGAUUCAAGAGGUGGACCUUCAGGAGUAAAAUCAAGGAAGAUUUGCAGCCCCUAUUUGAGUCACCGGAGAACGGGCUUUAUGAGUUGCAGCCCGAACAGCAGGAGGCGACGACGCACUGGUGGCUAUCGGUCGCGAAUGACGGAGAUGUCCAGUUUCCAGGUCCGGGCGUCUUCGGCCAGAGGCAUCCUCGAGCGGACAUGAGUGGUGGGGACCGCUCUGAGGCAUCUAUUCAGAGGGCACCCCGACGUCGCAGUUCAAGGCGCGAAGAUCGGGGAAAGCGGCAGAGACCACAGGUGGUUUCGUCCUCGUCGAGCAGUGGCCAGCGGGAUCAGAGUGGCGGCGACGAUCGCCCCGUGACUUCCGGGCGGAGGUCACAGAGUCAAAGGAGGCCCAGAUACGGGGGAGAGAGCAGUGCUGCUCAUGGGCCUUCUGGUUUGAGCGAGCAGGAGUGGCAGCGCAUGGAACAGAUGGUGCGCGAGAGUGAGGGCCGGGUGGCGAGGCGUGUGGAGGAGGGCCUAUUCACGAGGCUGAAGAAUUGGGCCGAGGAGACCUUUGGGUGUAUGCGUUGCCGAUGCUCGCAUAGCACCGAUGUACGUCAGCCCAUGCCUGCUCCAAGACCUCAAUCGGACAGGCGACGUGAGCCCGAGCCCGAGGCCGAGCCCGAGACCGAGCCCGAGCACGAGGAUGCGCCAUCGCAGCAGAGGUCUCCUGCUAGGGACGCGGGUCACUCCGGCAGUGAUGAUUAUCAAACCCCACCGGGCCCGCAUACUGGUUUUGGUGUGCCCACGACUUUUGGGGCUGGCCUACAGUUGACCCCAUAUCUGGGGCCACGCUACUCGUACACUGAGCAGCCCUCGAGCUCAGCACACCCAUUCGAGCCGCCUCGUUCUUCGCUGCCGAUUCUGGCCGAGGCUGGAUAUUCUCAGGAAGAGAUGGAGCGUUUAUGGCAGCAGUUUAGUGGGGGAGCUUCUGCUUCUGGGGCAACACCUGCCAUUCCCCUCAGUGUUUGUCCACCACCACCAGAGGAUGCGCAACUGCGCCGAAGCUACCGUGAGCGGCAGCCUUCGGCUGCGCUGAGAUCCCCAUACGUUCACAGCAACGAGCCGAAACCCGUCGACAACAAGUAUAUUCAGGGAUUUACUCGUAUGGCGGAGCGUCUCCGUGGUGGGAACUACAGGAAGUUGGUGGUGACAGAGAGUGGGCACCCGAUCAAGAGGCAGUUUUGGGUGACUCUCAUGAACAGGACUAAAGAGCUCGAGCCCGAGCAUGUAGAUGCGUACAUGAUGACGCUGAGGCAUAGGCUGGUGAGCGGUACAGACCUGCUUCAGGACAUCGAUGACAGGAGCCAUAUCAUAUUGGAUGCGGAAUUCUUCACUUAUUUGGAUAGAGAAUACAAUGAGCUUAUGGCGAAUGCGCGCCGUAUGUUUAGCUCUCCUUCAGAGCAGCGUUUUAUAAACUCUGAGGCAAUUGUGAUGGGGUGGCAGCCGCACGCCAACCGUAUGUAUUCAGUGUAUGGCAGGGGUACCUCAUCGAGUCAGGGAGAUUGGAUGGAUGCCAUUGCGGUCAUUGUUCCUGUGUUUGUCCUUCAGCGUUUCGUUAUCUGUAGCAUUGAUAUGCUCACGGGUAAAUGCCGCGUCUUUGAUCCGAACUUGUAUCGGAUCCUGGCACAGGAACGCCACGACAUGCUGCGCGCUCUUGCUCCUUUGGGCCUCCUUUUCUACCGGGUGCUUGAGGUGUCCCUUUGGUUCGAGCGGACACGCAUUGUGGAGAACCCGAGACAGAAUCUCGAAUGGCGUCAGCUCCAGAUCGAGUAUGCCGAUCCUGCCGAGCAGUUCUCACAGGCUGACCGAUGGAGCUCUGGUGUUUUCGCGUGCAUGGCUGUAGAGCGUUUGAUCGCAGACUCGCCGAGCCUGUCAUGGGGCAAUGACCAUGUUCAGGAGUAUAGGCACAAGAUAGGCAGUGCCAUCUUUGAGUUCUGCACGACCCCCAAUACACUUUGAUAGUGUAUUUUCAUCCUUAUGACUAUUUUGUUUAACAACAUUUUUAUAUUACAUUCUAGUAUCAUUUUAUC
This is a messenger RNA of Salvia miltiorrhiza (redroot sage), 3258 nucleotides long. RefSeq lists its product as uncharacterized. The coding region runs from base 413 to 3187 and encodes 924 amino acids. The record is from RefSeq and is a predicted model, not a curated record. The transcript is spliced from 8 exons. Lineage: Eukaryota; Viridiplantae; Streptophyta; Magnoliopsida; Lamiales; Lamiaceae.